AUGAAGCCGUUUGAUGGCCUUACCUUCUGUUGCACUUCGAUCCCGCUCAAACUUCGAGAAGAGCUCUCGGCCAAGAUCUCCACCCUCGGCGGAAUCCACUAUAAUGACUUAAUGAGCGAUGUCAAUUACUUAAUUGUGGGAAAUCGUCGCACCGACAAGUACAAGUUUUGCAUCAAGAACCGUUAUGAUGUCAAGUUUAUUCCUCCGGAGGCGAUAAAAACGAUAUACGACAAAUGGCUAGAGGGAGAUGAAGCGGAGGGAAUGAUAGAUAAUUGCAUUUUACCCGUUUUUGACGGGUUUACAGUGUGCCUUUCAAGGCUCGCAAAUCACGAAAAUCGGCUUCUGAAUGAGUCGUUUCGAAACCAUAGUCGCCAUGCUAUAAACGACGUGUUUGACGUGACAAAGAUAAGUGCUUGGAUUCAGGACCAUGGAGGUACCGUAACCGACUCUCUUACAGUUUCCAAUAGCUGCGUAGUGACUACAGAAACUCGAGGAAAACGCUACUUGAAAGCAAUUGAGUGGGAGAUCCCGGUGGUUCAUCCUAUUUGGGUGUUUGACUCACUUCUCCGCGAGGCUGCGCUUGACUGUGGUGACUAUACGCUUCGGGAACCCGACUAUACUUAUGGCACCGGCUGCAAAGUGUGGAAUAAAUGGUUCCAGUACCGGGGUUCAAACCCACAAAAAGAAGAACCUGCAACAGAUGUGGUGGCCGUCAAACCCACCAAAAAGAACCGUGCUGUUUGGCAGUCCAUUAUGCUGAACCAGACACUGAAGCAUCCCACUUCGCACCGAAAAAAUGCUUGGGACGAGGAAGAAGAAGAAGCUGACGAGGAUGUGUUCGAGGAUUCUACAUCACUUCCAAGAAAAUCAGAUCCACUACAAAAGAGAGACCUAUUUAUCAACUUUGUGUUCACGAUUUUAGGGUUCCUGUCUCACCAGUCCGACGUUAUUACCAAUGUAAUCAAGACCAACGGCGGCAGAGUGGUGGAUCCUUCUACGAAAAACAUUACACACAUCCUCGUGCCUUCUAAAACCAGCAACCAAGUUUCCUUACUUCUUGAAAAACUUCCCGACUCCACGAGACACAAAACUGUUCAGGGAACUGUGACAAUUGUUACCGAAUGGUUUGUGGAAAGAUGCUUAUUUUACGGCAAAAUCGUUCUAGAUAGUUGGGGUAUACCACUCAAGUCACUAAUGACUAGCACCAUACCAUUUAAAGUUUGUAUUACUGGGUUUACAGGUAUCGAAUUGUUACACCUUGAGAAGCUCAUAAACUAUUUGAAUUUGGAGUAUUGUGAUACAUUGACUAGUGAUAGAGAUUUGCUUGUGUUCAACAUCAACGUUUUCAAAACAUCUCUAGCGAAAAAUUCACCAAAACUAUUUGAAUAUCCUUCCAAUGAUGUCGUUGAUUGUCCCGUAUAUCAACCAGGAUCAAGUUCGGUGUCGGUGACUUCUUCCAAAAAUAAGAUAAAAGCAGCAAAACAAUGGCAUAUACCCAUCGUUUCCAUCUCCUACAUCUGGGAGAUUGUUCUCCAAGCAAAGUUGCCUAAUAUUCAAGACUUAACUUGGUGUCUUUAUGCUCCUGGUACUUGCAAACCAAAUAGCAUGCUUGACUAUGUCAAGUCCAACAUUGAAACAACGCCGAAAAAACGGCGAGAUCAAAGCAUAAAGUUCCCGUCGCCUCGCAGGAACUCAAAACGUCAAAAAUUUGGUCGAAUUGUAGGCAGAGGUUCUCCUACUGUGACAGAUCGAUUGCUUGAAGAGAGUCGCGACGAACAAGAUGAUGAAGAACAUGACAUAACCAACAUUGAUGAACUACAAGAGGACUUUGUGGGGUACCAAGAUGCAAAAUCCUUACAGGAAAGUGAAAAGUUACUACGGAAACUAGGAGGGUAA
Molecule: messenger RNA, 1896 nt
Organism: Meyerozyma guilliermondii ATCC 6260
Lineage: Eukaryota; Fungi; Ascomycota; Pichiomycetes; Serinales; Debaryomycetaceae
Product: protein kinase activating protein
Exons: 1
Coding region: 1-1896 (631 amino acids)
Biological process (GO): mitotic G2 DNA damage checkpoint signaling; DNA replication initiation; mitotic DNA replication checkpoint signaling
Source: RefSeq, a predicted model, not a curated record